AUGACUCCAAAGCUCGAGGAACGCCCCGAGUACAAAUCGUACCUCGCCAUCUUAGAAGACAGAACCUACAUCCUACCCACCUACACCGACGAAGAGCGCACAAACGGCGCCACCGUCUACCUAGGCGAAGUCAAAUGCCGGUACCCCAACUGCUCGAGAGGUCUCAAGAAAACAAACAAUCUGCGCAAGCACCUCGCAUCCCACGCCGGUAUCAAGGUCAAGCCAGGCGACUCAGGCAAGCCGAGUCCGAAGGCGAUCGAUGCUGCGUUGAACUUUUAUAGUGAUGUUGUGAAGGACUAUAAGCAGCACCAGUUAAAGGAUACGCAGUAUCCCGCAAGCCCCAGUGCGGAAGCGCCCGCGGCACCUGCUGUCGCGGGACCGGGUCCUGAUUCUGUGGAAGAUCUGUCGGGGGACGACAAGGAAGUGCUAGAUGCGGAGUAUGAUACGCCGGGAAAGCUCGAGGCUAUAUACUGGGUUGCUGAUGUCAAUAGACUCGCCGAAGCCAGUGCGGAUUUGAUGAAAAAGCACCACGAGCUACUGGCAUCUAGAAGGCGGGUUCAUUUGUUGUAUAUGAAGCGCAAGUCGAAGGAUGGCGAUGCUCUGGAUCCUGCAAAGAGGCGCUGUGUUUCAUCCGCUGAGGGUCGUGAUGAGGAAGAGCUCAUCAGUUGUGCUCAUAAUAUGCUCGAGACGGUAAAGUCUGAGCAGAGUGGUGGUAUUGAGUGUGCAAUGGAGGACCUUGUUUUCUUGGAGAGGGCCCUUAGUAGUGCUACCGCUGGAACGGAUGAUGAUUGUACCACGCGUCAGCUUCUGCUUGUUUGUACUAAGUUACUUGUCAGAGUUGGUCGGGUGUACCUCAACAAUGCCGAUACUGCCCAGUCUGCUACGACCGCGACACCAUAA
Messenger RNA from Aspergillus homomorphus CBS 101889, 900 nucleotides. RefSeq lists its product as uncharacterized. Bases 1 to 900 code for a protein of 299 amino acids. The record is from RefSeq and is a predicted model, not a curated record. NCBI's taxonomy places the organism in Eukaryota, Fungi, Ascomycota, Eurotiomycetes, Eurotiales, Aspergillaceae. The transcript is spliced from 8 exons.